Messenger RNA from Fulmarus glacialis (Northern fulmar), 1577 nucleotides. RefSeq names its product meprin A, alpha (PABA peptide hydrolase) (gene MEP1A). The transcript has 7 exons. The annotation marks the transcript as partial. Gene Ontology annotation, molecular function: calcium ion binding; protein binding; metalloendopeptidase activity. Lineage: Eukaryota; Metazoa; Chordata; Aves; Procellariiformes; Procellariidae. The record is from RefSeq and is a predicted model, not a curated record. Gene Ontology annotation, cellular component: membrane. Gene Ontology annotation, biological process: proteolysis.
AUAAAAAGCACAAUUUUCUGAAGUACAAUGACAGCUUCAUCACUGAUCUGAACACACCCUACGACUACGAAUCAUUGAUGCACUAUCAACCAUUUUCAUUUAACAAAAAUGAAAGCAUCCCCACAAUCACAGCAAAGAUACCAGAAUUUGAUAACAUAAUUGGACAACGUCUAGACCUCAGUGCCAUUGACCUGGAAAGACUCAAUCGCAUGUAUAACUGCACUUCAACUCACACUUUUUUGGACCAGUGUUCUUUUGAGUUUGAAAAUAUCUGCGGCAUGAUUCAGGGCACCAGAGAUGAUCUAGACUGGGUCCAUCAACAGAGCAGUGCUUCAGGACAGGAAGACCACACACUUUCUGGGCGCUGCAGAGCUGCUGGCUAUUUCAUGUACUUCAGCACCAGCUCUGGCAAGGCAGAUGAGGUGGCAGUCCUAGAGUCUCGAAUCCUUUACCCAAAGAGAACUCAGCAGUGCCUCCAGUUCUUCUAUAAGAUCACAGGAAGCCUUUCUGACAAGCUGAUCAUCUGGCUUAAAGAGGAUGAUGGCACUGGAAAUGUUCGCAAGAUGAGGAAAAUUCAAACCUUUCAAGCGGAUAAUGACUAUGACUGGAAAAUUGCCCACGUAACCCUCAACGCUCAGAAGAAGUUCCGUUACCUCUUUCAAGGACUAAAGGGCAACCCCAGCUCUUCAUCUGGUGGGAUUGCUAUCGAUGAUGUCACACUGACAGAGAUGCCCUGUCCCACAGCUGUGUGGGUCAUUCGGAAUUUCAGCCAAAUCCUCCAAAACACGUCAAGUGAUGUUAUUCAAAGCCCCCGGUUUUAUAGCCCUGAGGGUUACGGUUUCGGCAUAAGUUUGUAUCCCCACUCCAGAAUGAGUGGCUCCUCUCGCAUUGCCUUUCACUUGUGCAGUGGAGAGAACGAUGGUGUUCUGGAGUGGCCAGCUCUGAACCGCCAAGCUGUACUCACAGUGCUGGACCAGGACCCUGACGUCUUGAAGAGGAUGUCCUCAAGCAAAAGCUUCACCACAAGCAAAGACCAUGUUAGCUCAGCUGUUAAUGGAACCUUAAUAUGGGAGAAACCAUCAAUUGUUGGAAAAUUUGAUGCCUCAUGCAAUUGCUAUAGAAGUGUAUCCUGGGGGUGGGAUAACUUCAUAUCCCAUAGCCAGAUGAGACGGAGAAGCUUCCUGAAAAAUGAUGACCUGAUUAUUUUUGCAGAAUUUAAUGAUCUAAGUCACCUCUAUAACACUGAAGUCGCUGUUGAACCUCAACAACCUGCCUUCAUGGAAGGCCUCAUUCUUGAAAGGCAGAAGAGAGCUGCCCAGGAUAUGGAGCCUGUUCAAGACCAGCUGCCUUACCUGCCAGACCCGUGUAACCCAAACCCUUGCCAGAAUGAUGGAACCUGUGUGAAUGUGAAAGGGACAGCAAGAUGCAGGUGCCCGUCAGGACAAGCCUUCUUCUUUACGGGUGACAGGUGUCAGUCAAGGCAGGUGCAUGGGGACAUCGUGGGAAUGACAGUUGGUGGAAUUGCUGGAACCAUCGUCUUAACCAUCGUCCUCAUUUCCGUGAUGGCUAGAAGAUAA